Molecule: messenger RNA, 1583 nt
Organism: Pezoporus occidentalis (night parrot)
Lineage: Eukaryota; Metazoa; Chordata; Aves; Psittaciformes; Psittacidae
Product: pancreatic lipase-related protein 2-like
Exons: 13
Coding region: 80-1486 (468 amino acids)
Biological process (GO): lipid metabolic process
Molecular function (GO): triacylglycerol lipase activity; protein binding
Source: RefSeq, a predicted model, not a curated record
UGACUGAGUAUCCUGUAGAGAAUUUCAUUAUUCUGCCUCAGCCUGUUACUCCUCACCAGAGAAGAAGAGCGAUAAGAGAAUGGUGGCUGGAAUGUGGAUUAUUGCAUUUUAUCUCCUUGGCACUGUAGCAGGUAAAGAGGUUUGCUACCCCAGGCUUGGCUGUUUCACAGAUGAUCCACCCUGGUCUGGGAUACCAGGGAGACUUCUGACUGGUUUGCCUGACAAUCCGGAAGAGAUGAACAUCACCUUCUCCCUCUACACCAGAGAAACAGGAAAUAACUCACAGCUCAUCUCAGCAAUAAACUCCUCAACGAUCCAAAACUCACAUUUUUGCUCAAGUAGGAACACCACCUUCAUCAUUCAUGGAUUUGGCAGCACUGGAAGAGAAGGCUGGGUGGUAGAAAUGUGCUUGCUGUUACUGGAAGUGGAAAACAUCAACUGCAUUGCUGUCGACUGGAAAGAAGGUGCAAAAGGCACCUACAUCAGUGCGGUGAACAACCUCCGUGUGAUUGGGGCCGAGAUUGCCUAUAUCAUCAACAUUUUAAAGAAAGUCUCCAGAUGCUCCCCUCAUGACAUCCAUUUAAUUGGCCACAGCCUGGGAGCACACACUGCAGGAGAGGCAGGAAGAAGGACUCCAGGCAUCAGACGGAUAACAGGUUUAGACCCUGCUGGGCCCUGUUUUGAAGGCACUCCUCCUGAGGUGAGGCUGGAUCCUUCAGAUGCAAACUUUGUUGAUAUCAUUCACAGUAAUGCUGCUCACUUUCCUGCUGUAGGGCUUGGAAUAUAUAACACCACUGGUCACCUGGACUUUUACCCCAAUGGAGGAACUGUGAUGCGUGGAUGCACUGAUUUACUUCCAGACAUGAAACCAAGUGAAUUUGAACCUUUCAUUGCAGAUGCUAGUGUCUUUGGAGGGUGCCAUCACUCCCGCAGUCAUGAGUAUUAUUUCAAAAGUAUCCUUUAUCCCACUGGAUUCCUUGGAUAUCCCUGUAAAAGAUAUGAUUCCUUUGAUUUGGGAGACUGUUUCCCAUGUCCAAAAGAGGGGUGCCCAAUGAUGGGGCACUACGCUGACAGAUUUCCAGCCAAACUGGAGAGGGUAAACCAAAAGUAUUUUUUAAACACAGGAGCAGACCCACCUUUUGCUGCUUGGAGACAAAAGGUACUUAUCCAGCUGUCUGGUGCAAAGAAAAUGAGAGGGGACAUAAAACUAGUUUUCCAUGAUGCAGAGGGCAACACAAAAGAAUAUGAUAUUGCCAGUGGAGACCUCUCUGAAGACCAAGUUUAUGCAAAAUAUCUUGAUGUUGAAAUUAACCCCCAAAAAACUACAGAAAUUGAAUUUCUCUGGAACAAAACCCUAUUUACCCUUCUUUGGGCAAGACUGGGAGCAGAAACAGUCAAUAUAACUCACGGAGAUGGACAUAGGUCGACUUUUUGUGGCCAUGGAACUGUGACAUAUGGAGUACCCCAGUUACUUACACCUUGCUAGAUUACAACUGGUUCUGUACACAGCAGCUGAGCAAACCAUCAGUCCUGUGCAUGGGAAUGUUGAUACACAAGGCUAUUAAAGCAAAGCCCAAACUCUC